Blastomyces dermatitidis ER-3 is the source of this 600-nucleotide messenger RNA. RefSeq lists its product as uncharacterized. Lineage: Eukaryota; Fungi; Ascomycota; Eurotiomycetes; Onygenales; Ajellomycetaceae. Bases 10 to 600 code for a protein of 196 amino acids. The transcript has 3 exons. The record is from RefSeq and is a predicted model, not a curated record.
CAUUUCAAAAUGUCCCUUCUGUCAAAGAGGUUAUUUCGAGCGUGCUGUUGUGAGGUCUUGGUUCCCGAACUACUAGAGAUGUUGGUCCGGGAGGACAUGGGAGUCGAUGCCAGAGGGGCCCGCCGGAUUCUGAAGGAGAGCAACAAGAUUGGGAAGUUGCUCAAUCUUGAGCGAAUCGAUUGUGAUACGCUUCGCCGCUGGCAACGGAGCACUGCUUCGGAUUUCACCCUCGAUCACAACCAGACUGUGACAUUGUUCCUUACUAAUCGUCACAAUUUCCUAGAAACCUAUACUGCCCCAAUGGCGCAACCUGUCUCCCUUGCUUCCGGCGGUCGUGGCCUAUGGGGAAUGAACAGGGAAUUCGAAGACGUGAUCAACACAUUCGUGACGCAUCCGGCAGGUUCUAGGGCCAGCUUUCGAGAUUGGGCAAAGUUGACAUCCAUGGGAGAAGGCAUAGGCAGAUUUAGAUUGAUGCUGGCAGGAUACAAAUCUACCAUGAAUAUUGCACUCGGGGAUGCGACGUUGUAUGCCUCUCUAAGGUGUAUCUUCCCAAUCAAGCUGACGAUAUGGCUUAUAGCCGCAGAACAAUAUGCCAACUAA